Messenger RNA from Aspergillus saccharolyticus JOP 1030-1, 303 nucleotides. RefSeq lists its product as uncharacterized. NCBI's taxonomy places the organism in Eukaryota, Fungi, Ascomycota, Eurotiomycetes, Eurotiales, Aspergillaceae. The record is from RefSeq and is a predicted model, not a curated record. The coding region runs from base 1 to 303 and encodes 100 amino acids. The transcript is spliced from 2 exons.
AUGCCCAGCAGCUCUCACCCGGACGCAGUCUCCAUAAACAAUGAAGCAAUUGAACCGUCCCCUCUGAAUAACUCAAACAAAAGAAAGGAAAGCCAAAUCCAGUCAUUUAGACAACAACAACAACAACAACAACAACAACAACAACAACAACAACAACAACAACAACAACAACAACAACAACAACAACAACAGUCAACCCUUAAUCAGAACCCCGGCCUGGAUACCUACUAUCCACUCCCCCGCAUCUCCACAAAAUCCCACCACCCGGCUCCCCCCCCCCUUGCCACACCACAAGAACAUUGA